UACCCAAUUGCUUCGCUGCUCAUUUUAAUAUAUAAUCGAUUUUUUUUUGCAUUUUUUUUUGCAUUUUUUUCAUGCUGCAGUUGGGCGCAAAUCGAGGUGGAAACUCAACGUACCUACCCGGACUGGGUACAGGCUUUCGGUGCUGGCAUACUUGAGGGCUCAUUGACCUGGAAUAAUAUCUACAAUCAAUGGAAAAACACCAUCGAAUCUUCCUGUGAGCGUGAUGAGAGUUCGCAAAACUUCUGUACCUGGCUGCGUGAUCUGCUUGACGAGAAUUACAUUCGCAUCAAAGAGACAGCGGUACAGCGUGGCGAGCACGAUCACUAUUGGCAUCAGAUCAGCCUCUAUUUUAGUCAAUUGGAGGGUCUGGAAACGGGCUAUAUACGCGGCGCGUCUCGUGCACGUUCAGAUCUCGAAGAGGAAAUACCUUUUUCCGAUUUUCUUCUCCUAAAUGCCGCCGCUGACAUUCAGGAUCUUAAAAUCUACUAUGAGAACUUUGUAUGGAAGGAGGGGAAUGAAACAGCCGAUGUGGGCACACAGGAACAAGGCACAGCUGUGACUGCGACUUCGGAAGCGGAAACAGCACCAAAGAACUUCUUUCUGCCAAGCGCCACAAUGCUGACAAAGAUCUUUCAAACUGCCGAUUCGCCAACAUGGAGAUUGCUUUUUGGUCACAGCACUGCCGGCAGUUAUGCCUCAAUGUUGCGCAUACAAAAGCGUUACAAAUUCCACUAUCACUUCUCGCCGAAUCAACGCUCGAAUACAGUGCCUGGCGUCGAUAUAACAUUUACCGGCUAUCCAGGCAUACUCGGCUCUACAGAUGAUUUCUACAUCGUAAAGGGUCGCCAGGUGCAGUCCAUUGUGGGCGGCGUGGGUAUAAAGAACGAGAAUCUGGAUUUGUGGAAGACAGUUAACGUUACGCAGGCGUUGCCGCUGGCAGCACGUGUCAUGGCAGCAAAUCGUAUAGCGCAGAAUCGUCGCACAUGGGCAAAGGCAAUGUCGCGUCACCCAUUCACCGGUUGUAAACAGUGGAUAACGGUCGACUUGAACAAAUUGCGUCCACAAGACAACCUAUAUGUGUCGCUGGCUGAGGAUGAGAAGCACGAUGAUGCUGCAUUGCCGUUGAAUGCUGCGGAUGAGGCAGCCAUUAAUGAGCGUCAUAACCGCAACAAGGGAUUGGUGUGGAUUGUGGAACAACUGCCGGGUCGCAUGCAUCUCAAGGAUGUUUCGGAAAAAUUCCUAUCGGGCGAAAACUCGACAUGGAUUGCGAAUGGUGUGCCGUACUUCGAUGAGAUGCUGCAGGCCAGUGGCGUAGCGCCCGAUAGUGCCUACCUUGAAAUGAAAGCUGCGUUCGACGAUGAACUAACCAAUCUCGAAGCGGUCGAUCAGUUUAUGCGCAAUCAUGGCUUCCGAGGCGAUUUGAUGGGCGAGGAGUCGGUUGCUUACGGCAAUAUUGAUAUCAAAUUGUUCUCCUACAAUGCGCAAAUAGGCAUUAGCGACUAUCAUGCUUUCGCCGGACCCAUAUUCAUUCGGCUGCAACAUGUGCAACCGCGGGAAGCGAUUGAGAGUGAGAGUACCGUGAGCGAGUCAACGGAUAUCGCAUCCAAUUUGAAGGAUGAACGCUUGAGUGUGAGCAUUGAUGAUGCGGCGCAACUUGCCGAACUGGAGCGUAUUACCGAGCGGCGAUCUGUACGCAACGAUAUGCAAGCGAUUGCAAUGCGGCAGGUAUCUAGUGGCCCGUUCAAGUGGUCUGAAAUUGCGGAUCGCAUAACGGACAUUGAACAUAAAGGACAUCCGGAUGAAUUCAAUUUCGGCAAAGUAGCUCCCCAUUGGGCGUGGUAAAGAGAGGCGUGGCGGUGUGGUGGUUGUCUUAACAACCUCGCGGCCAUUUAAAUAUAUAGUAAAUAUUUUAAUUUAAUUUCACAAACAUUUGUACAUAUAUUACAUAAUAAUUUGUCGAGUGGAUUUUUGAGCUAUACACAUACAUACCUACAGAAGUAUGAAUUUUUGCAUGCAACUCCAAAAUUAGAAAACACAUAAAUUUUUUGUUAGUAAAUUUUAUGAUUUGUAAAUAAUUCGUAUCAAUUGCGUGUAGAAAAAGUUGUGAUUUUAAGUCGAUUGUGCAAAAAUGUUGCUAUUUUGUAUUAGAUAAAAGUGAAUUGUAGAAAUUUUAUAAACUUUAUACGUCCAUAGCUUUAAAAAACUACAAAAAUUUUAUAAAGAAAUUACAUACAUAUGAACACUAGUCUUCCAUAGUUUUAUCUCCAUUUUUGGACUACUGUGUGAACAUACAUACAUACAUACAUAUAUACAUAUAUAAGUAAAAGAUAUGUGUACCGUGCUGGUUUGAGAUUUCUAACUUUUAUACAGAGCAAUUGUGAGAAUAAAAAAUAUUAAAAAACAGAAAACUUGA
Molecule: messenger RNA, 2413 nt
Organism: Rhagoletis zephyria (snowberry fruit fly)
Lineage: Eukaryota; Metazoa; Arthropoda; Insecta; Diptera; Tephritidae
Gene: lama
Product: phospholipase B domain containing lamina ancestor
Biological process (GO): phospholipid catabolic process
Cellular component (GO): extracellular region
Molecular function (GO): glycerophospholipase activity
Source: RefSeq, a predicted model, not a curated record